AGUCUUGAAUCACCUCUAAACAUUUUAGGAUAUAACAUAAUGACAUCUUUGUAAUAUUUUGUUAAAAUUAACAAUUUUAUGGAGAAUGGAGAAUUAUAAAGAGACAGAUAUCAUUGGCGCAAUAAGCACCAACAAAACUACAGUUAUGAAAAACUCGCUGUUCCAAUAUGCGUUGUUUAUUGGUUUUAUUAUUUGUAUUAUUUUGCAUAACAGUAACAUAUCGGACAAAAACAAUGCGGAUAUUGCAACCAUAUCAAAAGAACUGGACUAUAUAGGUGCGGAAUGUGCUUACAGUAUUAAGAUAGGAAAAUCUGUACGAGUAUGGCAGAAAUCUCGCAUAUUCAUAUCGUUUAAUCCAACAAAUGCUUGUUCAAGUGAUGUAUUAUCGAGACUAAAUGAAGAUGGUAGAUCUGUAUUUCGUGUUCAUGCUUACAGCGUUUAUGAAAUGGUCACAACAGCAUCGCGUUACAUUGGAAACCAGACAUAUGAAGCAGAAUUACUACUGACAUUUCCCACAAAAUACAUCGUGAUGGUUAUCCUGACGUACGUCAAUGGCUUGGCUCUCGAAUCCAGACGUCACGUCAAACCGAUACUUAGACAAGUACGAAACAGCCCGUUUAAUUUAAAUUUAAUACGGAGCGAAUCCCCGCGUCACAUAGCUGCAUAUUGUACUAAAAAUCAAAGUGGAUAUGUUAGUGGAAGAUGGUUAAAAUGCGGAGGUUCUAUACCUGGUUUGGAAAGGUGUGGUCCAUGGCAGGCGCCUGACUUUGACUUUGAUCAUAUUCACGGGUUUAGAUGGGUGCCUUAUGUCUGUCAGUAUCACCAAUACACGAAUGACGAGGUUAAAAAAUGCUUCGCGCGUAAAGGUUGGGACAGCAUUGUAUUCGCUGGUGAUUCACACAUGCGUUAUCGCGCGUACCAUUGGGUCACGCGAUUAUACGGCAGUUGCCAUGCCUGUGUCAAGACGCAUAUCAAAAUGGUUUUUAACAAAGUACCAAGAAUAGAAUGGAUAUUUGAUGCUCGUGGUACACGACUACCUUUGACUUUUCCUAAUAUAACAUUGCCACUUGAAAAGUACAUUCACCCGAAAGUUCGACGUUCAAAAUUUUCAACCCCAUUUCCUGUCGAUGCAAUGCAAGGGAAGUUAUUUUUAUUAAAUUUUGGUCAUUGGGUUUUACGGGAAGUAAAUGACGUCAAUUUUUUACGACAAAAAGUGGAAGCGUAUGCAGAAGCAGCAAAGAUAUUACAAAACACAGGAAAAACUGUUGUAUGGGUGAACACGGUUAGUUUACCGUGGAGGACUGACCAAUCAGUAAUCGAGUGGAGAGAAAACACAUCACCCUAUAGGGUUAACGAAUUUAAUAAACUAACAGACGCAAUCAUGCGUGAACACGGUAUUCCUGUCGUCGACGCAUUUCAGAUAUCCGACGGCAGGAUAGCCGCCACCCAUGAUCAAACUCACUAUACUAAAAAAUUAACAGGUAAUGAUUUUGGUGGAGUUGUUGAAAACGCGAUUACAAAUACAAUUUUUAAUCAAUUAUGUAAUAAAUAAAAUUUCUUAAAAUGUCUUUUGCCUACUGCAAUUUGACCACACAUUUUUCCACAACUCAAAAACUUCCUAAAUAGUAAGCUAGCACGAACUUAGAUGCAACAUCUUUACUUGAUUAAAACGUUGCAAUUUUGCAGGGUUAUUAAGAAAGCAUGAUGUACUCCCACUGUCCAUUCUAACCAAACCAAAAAAAGUGAAUAUAAAAUUCAAAUCAAUCCCACCUAUCUUUUAA
This is a messenger RNA of Hydractinia symbiolongicarpus, 1781 nucleotides long. RefSeq lists its product as uncharacterized. NCBI's taxonomy places the organism in Eukaryota, Metazoa, Cnidaria, Hydrozoa, Anthoathecata, Hydractiniidae. The record is from RefSeq and is a predicted model, not a curated record. The coding region runs from base 86 to 1552 and encodes 488 amino acids. The transcript has a single exon.